AUGUCCACCGAGAGCUGGCCGCCACAACUGAAAGAAUGGGUCGCGCAAUGUUUGGGCCAGAUGACCGAGUCGAAUAGGGCAGAAGCGCAGGCAGAAUUGAAACAGGUGAUAGCUGACUCUUUCGCCGCGAAGACACUUUGGACGACGGAUUGGGCCGGGGUACAAUUGAAGAGCUUGGUCCCAAAGCCGCCACCCGUAACAACGUCUUCGACCCUCAAGCGCAAGUCAAAUGAUGGUACCCAUACGAGCAACAAAAAGACCAAGAAGACGUCCAUAGGAAAGUCAGCCGCCUCGAGUAUGUUCGAUCCGAAUGACCUGGCCGCGCUCAACCGCAGGGCCGCACGCUUCCAACGAGAGCAUGAGAUUGAACGGCAGAAAAGUUCGCGUCCAUUCGGCAACCAUAGUUCCACUUCCUCGUACCCCUCGCACGCUAACAACCACCUCUUCAAAUCCCGGUCUGGAACCCCCGCCGCGUUUGACGGCGCGGACGAACCCGAGACGAGCCUGAACGUACAGGACUGGGACCGAUACGCCAUUGUUGGGACGUCCACUGAGAUAUUCAAGGAUUACUUGCGGCUGACUUCGGAACCUAAACCGGAGCAAAUCCGUCCCUAUCACGUCCUUCAAGAGACAUUGCAGCAGCUCAAGAAGAAGUGGCGCGAGAAGGCCACCUACAAUUGGAUAUGCUCCCAAUUUAAGAGUUUACGGCAGGAUCUUACCGUGCAGCGCAUCAAGAACGAGUUUACCGUGACAGUUUAUGAGAUCCAUGCUCGCAUGGCGCUGGAAGUGGGCGACAUGGUGGAGUACAAUCAGUGUCAAGCGAUGCUCCGGAACCUCUAUGAGCUCGGCAUCCCCGGAAAAGUGGAAGAAUUCACGGCAUAUCGAAUAUUGAUGUUGCUGCACGGACGGAACCGCAGUGACUUGAAUUUAUACGUAGGUCAGCUAACAGAACGACAGAAGUCCGAUCCCGCCGUACGGCAUGCCCUCGGCGUCCAACGUGCGGUGGCGAUGGGGAACUAUCAUGCGCUCUUUGACUUGUAUCUGAAUGCUCCCAACAUGGGAGCGUACAUCAUGGAUCAUUUCAUUGAUAGGGAGAGGAUACGUGCGCUCAUGGUCAUGACAAAAGCGUACCGGUCACUACAGCUUUCAUUCAUUCAGAACGAACUCGCGUUCGACACGCUGGCCGCCGCACGGGAGUUCCUCGCCGAACAUCGCGCGGCUUUCUUCCAGAAUCCAAACAGCCCAGACCCCGAGAAGGUACUCGAUUGCAAGCCUGCAGGCAGCCCGCUCGCGUCGGUGUUCGAGGAGAAGUACCGGAAGGUGCAAAUCAAGGGCGCCGUAUAA
Messenger RNA from Dichomitus squalens LYAD-421 SS1, 1344 nucleotides. RefSeq lists its product as uncharacterized. The coding region runs from base 1 to 1344 and encodes 447 amino acids. Lineage: Eukaryota; Fungi; Basidiomycota; Agaricomycetes; Polyporales; Polyporaceae. The record is from RefSeq and is a predicted model, not a curated record. Gene Ontology annotation, cellular component: nucleus. The transcript is spliced from 10 exons.